Molecule: messenger RNA, 4458 nt
Organism: Colletotrichum spaethianum
Lineage: Eukaryota; Fungi; Ascomycota; Sordariomycetes; Glomerellales; Glomerellaceae
Product: ZEB2-regulated ABC transporter 1
Exons: 9
Coding region: 1-4458 (1485 amino acids)
Biological process (GO): transmembrane transport
Cellular component (GO): membrane
Molecular function (GO): ABC-type transporter activity; ATP hydrolysis activity; ATP binding
Source: RefSeq, a predicted model, not a curated record
AUGCCACCAGACGAACAAAAUGUUUAUUUUUCGGAUUCUUUCGAAGAAAGUCUCGACUCUUCGACAUUAACAGCCGCCGAAAGCACCCACCAAGAGAUCGAAACUCUGGCCCGCCGAGUCACCAAUGUCUCCCAGCACCAUGCAGCCAAUGCCCACGUCAACGUCCUGAAUCCUCCAAAAAAUAGCCACUUAGACCCUAAUUCCGCAAAUUUCGAACCUGCAUCAUGGACAAAAGCAUUCAUCGAGCUUUACGAGUCCGAUCCCAAAUCGGCACCUAAUAGACUUACUGGCGUCGCGUUUCGCAAUCUUAAUGUGUUUGGCUACAGCUCAGGGUCCCAGUAUCAAAAAAGCGCGGGCAAUCUUGCACUCAGUAUGGCAUCAGAUAUCGUCGGGCUUGCGACAGGAAGGUCAAAAAGACGCAUCGAUAUCCUAAGGGACUUCGAGGGCGUCGUUGAGCCCGGCGAGAUGCUCCUCGUGCUGGGUCCUCCAGGAUCGGGCUGCUCGACUCUUCUGAAGACGUUGUCCGGCCAAAAAGAGGGCCUUAAUGUUGCCGAAGAGUCGUACAUGAACUUUCGAGGAAUCGAACCGAGGCGCAUGCAUAACUGGUUCCGAGGCGAUGUCCUGUACAACGCUGAAGUGGAUGUCCAUCUGGCGCCUUUGUCAGUUGGAGAUACGCUGGAAUUCGCAUCGAGAGCCAGAGUUCCAGCAUGGGUACCCGGUGGGAUGACGAGUAACGAGUAUGCCCGUACCAUGCGCGAUGUGAUGAUGGCAGCAUUUGGCAUCUCACAUACUAUUAACACCAAAGUCGGCAAUGACUUUGUCCGCGGCGUGUCUGGAGGCGAACGCAAGCGAGUCAGCAUUGUCGAGGCUGCCCUGACUGGCGCCAAGUUCCAAUGCUGGGACAAUAGCACGCGAGGUCUCGACAGUGGGAACGCUAUUGCUUUCUGUCAGAACCUUCGCACACAAUCGGACUUACUGGGCGUUGCAUCUGUUGUGGCGAUCUAUCAGGCGCCGCAAUCUGCAUAUGAUCUGUUUGACAAAGUGACGGUGAUCUACGAGGGACGACAAGUCUUUUUUGGCAAGGUUGACCAGGCGAAGAAGUACUUCGAAGACUUGGGCUUUCAUUACCACGCCCGACUUCCUUACCUCUAUGACCUCCCGAACGAACGGCAGAUCAGACCUGGCUAUGAGCAUAUUGCGCCCCGAACCUCCGAUGAGUUUGCAAGGCGAUGGAAGCAAUCACAACAUCAUGCAGCUCUAGCUGCAAAGAUUGAUGGAUACGAUAGCGAGCACCCGUCGCAAGACCGUCUUCAGGCUUUUCAAGAGAGCGUCAAAGCCGAAAGGAGUUCGUGGUCACGGCUGAAGUCCCCAUACACGAUCAGUUACCCACGCCAAGUCAAACUAUGCCUCUGGCGCGGGUGGAAGCGCUUGGUAGCCGAUCCCGAGUUCACGAUAUCCUCGCUCGUGUUCAACAUCAUUGUAGGGCUCGUCCUUGGGAGCAUGUUCUACAACCUCAAGGCCGACACUAGCACGUUUUACUACCGGGGCGGCUUGAUCUUCUUCGCUUUACUUUUUAAUGCUUUUGCCAGCGAGAUGGAGGUUCUUACCCUUUAUGCCCAAAGGCCUGUCAUCGAGAAGCACAACAGAUACGCACUAUACCAUCAAUCUGCUGAAGCGAUCUCCAGCUACAUCACCGAAUUGCCAUACAAGAUCACCAAUGUCUUCACUUUCAACUCUAUACUUUACUUCAUGGCGAAUUUGAACCGUCAACCCGGCCCCUUCUUCUUCUUCUGUCUCAUGUCAUUCAUGGUCCUGUUAGCAAUGUCUGGGAUCUAUCGAACCAUGGCGUCACUUGCACGCACGUCGCAUCAGGCCAUGGUACCUGUCACCCUAGUGACUAUCGGUGUUAUGAUGUACGCAGGCUUCACCGUUCCGACAUCCUACAUGCAGGGAUGGUCCCGUUGGAUGGGUUACAUAAACCCUUUAUCCUAUGCUUUCGAAUCACUCAUGGCAAACGAGUUUCAUGGCCGUCAGUUUCGCUGUGCUGGUCUAGUGCCUUCGGGCAAUGGAUACGAUGAUCUUCCCAUAGCAGGUCGGACCUGCGCUGUGGUCGGAGCUGUACCGGGAUCGGACAUGGUUGACGGCGACCAAUACAUUGAGCAAUCUUUCAGCUACUUCAACGCUAACAAGUGGAGGUUAGUUCAGUCAGAGCCCCUUUUGAGGAUUGAUCUGACCAGUCUUAGGAACUUUGGAAUUCUUUCUGCUUAUGUGGUCUUCUUCUUUAUUACCUACAUCAUCACGGCAGAGUUUGCCAAGCCGCCAAAGAGUGAAGGCGAAGUUCUAGUCUUCCGACGCGGCAAACUGCCUGCUGGCCUCAGCGAGAAAUCAGGCUUGGACGAAGAAAGCCAGUCCCGUGGGGUGACUUUAAUCGAGAAAGUGUCUCCGCCACCGACAGAGAAGAUGAGUGAGGCCAGACCGAGGCCUAGCGCCUGUGGAAAGCCAAUCUUUCAUUGGGAAGAUAUCUGCUACGACGUCAAAAUACAGAACCAGGACCGCCGCAUCCUGGAUCACGUGGAUGGCUGGGUUCAACCGGGUGUCAUCACGGCUCUCAUGGGCGCAUCCGGUGCUGGGAAAACUACCUUACUCGACGCCCUUGCAAGUAGAGUUACCAUGGGCGUUCUCUCUGGCGACACGAUGGUCAAUGGUCGACCAACAGACAGAUCACUCCCCAACCGUGUCGGCUACGUUCAACAGCAAGAUGUUCACAUGGAUACAAUGACGGUCCGAGAAGCACUUGAAUUCAGUGCCUUGCUACGGCAAAGCGCCGAAAUUCCACGCGAAGCCAAGCUCGCCUACAUCGAUGAAGUCAUCGAGCUGCUCGACAUGAGCGAGUUUGUGGACGCCGUCAUUGGAGUUCCUGGCCAGGGACUCAACGUGGAACAACGCAAGCGCUUGACCAUUGGCGUCGAACUUGCAGCUCGACCCCAGCUCCUAGUUUUCCUUGACGAACCGACGUCAGGACUUGAUUCCCAGACGUCCUGGGCAAUCUGCGACCUCAUCGAGAAGCUCGCAAAGAGCGGGCAGGCGGUUCUUUGCACCAUUCAUCAGCCGUCUGCAAUGUUGUUCUCUCGCUUUGACAGGCUUCUUCUGCUGCAACGCGGUGGUAAAACGGUAUAUUUUGGAGGUGAGGCUCUUUGUUCCAUCCAGACCAAAGACAUUGGCGACAAUGCUACGACCAUGAUUGAUUAUCUUGAGCGCAAUGGCGCACCGAGUUGCCCUGCGGAUGCCAAUCCUGCAGAAUGGAUGCUACAGGCCACCACACUGUCUGAAGAUGGCCCAAACUGGCAUGACAUUUGGCGGUCGUCCCCAGAGUACCAUGAAGUAAAGGAUGAGCUCAGACUUCUGCGUCAGCAAGGCACGGUUCAACUCCCAUUGGACAAGGCGGGCAACGAGAUUGCUCAUAAGGAAUUCGCAUCUUCAUUUUGGACGCAGUUCCAGCAUGUUUUUGCACGCACUGCAAAGCACUUUUGGAGAUCGCCUGUCUACAUUUGGUCAAAAUUCACUCUGACAAUUUUUUUGGCUUUCUACAUUGGUUUCACCUUCAAGUCUGAUAACAGCUUGCAGGGCCUGCAGAACCAACUGUAUGCCUUCUUCAUGUGUCUUACCACAGUGAACGAAUUUAGCAAGCAGAUUAUGCCAAUGUUCAUCCCACAGAGGGCGUUGUAUGAGGUGCGGGAGCGGCCGUCGCGCGUCUACCGGUGGACCACGUAUCUCUUGUCCAACAUUGUCAUCGAAAUGAUUUGGAACACGAUCGCGGCUAUCAUGUUCUUCUUCUGCUGGUAUUAUCCCGCCAGGUUCUUCCGCAACACCACCGCCGACGAUGUCACUAUUCGCGGCUUCACUGUGUUCCUAUUCAUCUGGAUGUUCUUCCUCUGGAUGAGCACCUUUUCGCAACUGGCAAUCGCAGCCAUAGAGACAGCUGACCUGGCCAGUAUCCCAGCUAGUCUCUUCGCUAUCCUCUGCAUGGCUUUCUGCGGUGUGACUGUCCUCCGUGCCGACCUUCCUGCUAUCUGGAGCGAUUUUAUGUACUGGGUCAGUCCGAUGACCUACCUUGCCAGCGGAGCAUUGUCGGCCUGCUUGCAUGGGUCCAAGGUUGUUUGCACGGCCAAGGAACUCGUGUCCGUUCCGGUGCCGGCCAACAUGACAUGCGGCGAGUUCCUUGGUCCUUUCGUGCAGCGUGCGGGUGGGUACAUCGUCAAUGCUGCCGCAACAGAUUUCUGUGCCUACUGCCGGAUGAGCACCACAGACGACUACCUUGCGACUUUAGAAAUCAAGUACGACGACAGAUGGAGAAACUUUGGUCUUUUGUGGGUGUACAUUGGCUUCAACAUUGUGGCUGCAUGUGGCUUGUACUGGCUGGUGAGAGUGCCGAAGGGGCAAGGAGUGAAGCGCAAGUAG